Messenger RNA from Cyclopterus lumpus (lumpfish), 3240 nucleotides. RefSeq names its product probable serine/threonine-protein kinase MARK-A. Gene Ontology annotation, cellular component: cytoplasm. The record is from RefSeq and is a predicted model, not a curated record. Bases 776 to 2572 code for a protein of 598 amino acids. Lineage: Eukaryota; Metazoa; Chordata; Actinopteri; Perciformes; Cyclopteridae. Gene Ontology annotation, biological process: negative regulation of apoptotic process; regulation of mitotic cell cycle; protein autophosphorylation. The transcript is spliced from 7 exons. Gene Ontology annotation, molecular function: ATP binding; protein serine/threonine kinase activity.
UGUGCAAUUUCAGAUGCGUUGUCAUAGAUAAUUUGGUUGAUCAGUCAGCCCGUUAUUGUUAUGGAUGUGUGGUGUGGAGGACCCAAACGCACGCUCACGCAGCAGUUUUCAAACUCAAAGUGAGGACUUUAUUCUCCUAAAAUGCAAGGGGAAAAACAGCAAAGAAUAAAACAAACAAAACAACCACCAGAAUUGUCCAGCGAAUCCAGAAGACUCUCUUCCUUUGCUGGAGUCGGGAGGGCAACUGGACCGGACUCGGCAUAAACUAGGUGUUUCCAACAGCCGGAGGAUUCCUUCCCGUAAACAGAAGGAGAAGUUCGCCCUGGGAAUCAUUACACUCUUUCCUUCGCUAAAGGAUCCCUUUUCUCCAAUUGGCUAUGUAAGUUUUAAAAAAGUAUUAUUUACAGACUAGAGUUUUGGGGUUUUCUUCAAAACACCAAUAGAAUAGAUAUACAAACAAAACACAGAACAUAUUAUAUAUAUUUGAUGGACAUUGUUAAAAGGUUAAUUUAAGAAAUGAUGUAAAAUCGACUUACUUAGACUGCAAAAAAUAAGUGUAAAAGCAGUACAUUUACUGAAUUCUGCUGGUUACCUUGGAUAUCUGCACCACAUUUCAUGGCAUUCCAUCCAAAUAUUUGCAUAUUCUGGAACACGGUGAUCAAAGGCACAGAACUUAUAGCACUAGAACACUCAGUUAGUUCCCUUAGAUAUACUGCAGUCUUGAAGCAACAAGCACUAGAAAGGUGUUAGAAAGGUCUUCAGCAGUCUUCUUAUAAUGGGCAAAAUAUUAGGAAAGCUCUUCAAAGCUGAGGAGAAGGACGUCAUCCCUGGAGAAGUAAAUAGAGAAGAGACUGAAGAUGGGGAAAGCCGACAGAGGGGGGAAAGCAGGCAACUGGACCCCAUCUCCUGUGAGGAUAUUAGUGUCGUCCCUGGACGACUAAAAAGGAAACAAACGGAAGAUGGGGAAAGCCUACAGAGGGAGAAAAGCAAGAGACUGGUCCCCAUCCCCUGUGAUAAUGAGUUGAAAUCCAACUCAAAGGAUAUUAGUGUCGUCCCUAGACGACUAAAGAGAAAACAAAUGGAAGCUGGGGAAAGCCUACAGAGGGAGAAAAGCAAGAGACUGGACCCCAUCCCCUGUGACAAUGAGUUGAAAUCCAACUCAAAGGAUAUUAGUGUCGUCCCUAGACGACUAAAGAGAAAACGAAGGGAAGAUGGGGAAAGCCUACAGAGGGAGAACAGCAAGAAACUGGUCCCCAUCCCCUGUGACAAUGAGUUACUGUCCAGCUCAAAGGACAUUAGUGUCGUCCCUAGACGACUAAAGAGAAAACGAAGGGAAGAUGGGGAAAGCCUACAGAGGGAGGAAAGCAAGAGACUGGUCCCCAUCCCCUGUGACAAUGAGUUACCUUCCAGCUCAAAGGAUAUUAGUGUCGUCCCCAGACGACUAAAGAGAAAACAAACGGAAGAUGGGGAAAGCCUACAGAGGGAGAAAAGCAAGAGACUGGACCCCAUCAACUGUGAUAAUGAGUUAACAUCCAACUCAAAGGAUAUUAGUGUUGUGCCUAGACGACUAAAGAGAAAACAAACGGAAGCUGGGGAAAGCCUACAGAGGGAGAAAAGCAAGAGACUGGACCCCAUCCCCUGUGACGAUGAGUUGCCAUCCAGCUCAGAGGACACUGAAAGCAGAAACGCACCCGAGGCGGCUCUGAGCGAGAGAAGCGCUAAGAGGAAGUCGGUCGCCGAUGACGGACCGGUUCAGAAGGAGAUCAAGUUUCUAGACCCGUCAGCCAUGUUUAAGGCCAAGUACCAACUGCAGCAGAAACUUGGCCAAGGAGGAUUUGGAUGCGUGUAUGCUGGCUAUCGCAGAGAGGAUAAUCUGCCUGUCGCCAUCAAGCAUGUUAACAUAGACGAAGGGCUCUUCCUUCACCAAGAUAGUGAUGGGAACCUGAUGCCCAUGGAGAUCGCGGUCCUAUACAAACUAGGAGUCGAAUCAGAGCGGCAUUCAGCACACAUUGACCUACUGGACUGGUACGUUGUGGACAAGGAUCUGAUCCUGGUGCUGGAGAGACCGAUGCCGGCCGUAGACCUCAGCCACUACGUUGACGACAAAGGAGGCUUCUUGAAGGAAAAGGAAGCUAAGAUUAUAAUUACGCAGUUGGUGAAUGCAGCCAUUGACCUCCAGGAGAAGCACAUUUUCCACCGGGACAUCAAGCCGGAAAAUCUCCUUAUUGAGACCUGCAUGAACGCUCUGCGAGUUCGCGUCAUCGACUUCGGUCUGAGCUGCUUCGGCGGAGAAAACGACGCCUAUGACACCUUUUAUGGUACUCACUUCCCCCCAGAGUGGUUCAGUCGGCAGGAGUACAAAGCGGGACCCUCGACAGUAUACCAGAUCGGAGUGGUCCUGUUCUUCAUGCGACACAAGGUGGCAUCUCCACCGGCGAUGACCCUUCUGGACCUGAAGGAGACUAGAUGGCUUUCCGAAAAUGGCAAAGAUUUCUUUGAGGCGUGUAUAUGUGCGGACCCGGAUAUUCGUUUCACCCUGGAGCAACUGAGGAAUCACCCGUGGCUGAGAUAGUAUCACACACACACACACACACACGUCUUAAUUUAAAUUUAAACCCUUACGCCCUUCACUUAUUCCUCAUACGUCUGACAAUCAAUUUUUACCCCCUGUCAUCGUAACACCAGCCGCGCAGAUCAGCUGGUCCACUCUAUUCAAUAAGCACAAGGAAACAAUGAUAUGGUUAGCCUAUCAUCUUGCUGCUGUCAAAUUUAAAUGUGACUGUCUCUCUACCGUCAGUUCAUUCAUGUUGCUGUUAUGCACAAUUCAUGCCGCUAAAAUGCGCGCUCCGCAUUCAUUUCUUUCAAGGUGAAGACAAUAAUCACAACGUCGCACCCGGAUCUUCUCCUCGAUAAUAUAAAUAUGGGCAGACUGCGGCCAGGAGCCUAGUCGCUGCCCAAACCGUAACAUUGUUCAAUCUCUGGCAUUUCCCUGUUCGACGGGAGAAACAUUACCUUAAAUCCCAUUAUAGCGGCGGGCCUCAAAUAAUCUCUCUACUAUAAAGGCUGGUCCCAUCAUUUCCAGUCAAGAUGACUCAAAAGAUUUGAUCAAUACACAAUUCAGCCAAUCACGUAUUCAGCUAAUUAUUAUAAAAUAUGGGCAGACUGCGGCCAGGAGCCUAGUCGCUGCCCAAACCGUAACAUUGUUCAAUAUGUGGCAUUUCCUUGUUCGACGAGAGAAAC